Molecule: messenger RNA, 1110 nt
Organism: Cuscuta epithymum
Lineage: Eukaryota; Viridiplantae; Streptophyta; Magnoliopsida; Solanales; Convolvulaceae
Source: the annotation of a GenBank genome assembly
GGCAAAUUUACCUCUUAAAAAUGUCUUCAACCGUAACACAGCUCGAGUAAUAAACCUCAAACAAUCAAACCCCUCUAAACCCCUGCAAUCCCACCACAGUCGACUGCCACCAUGAAUUCCUCCUUCAACGCCACUCCGAAUUUCGACAGCCUCUUCCUCCAAUCCAUGAUGGGCAAGCUCCAAAUCCGCCCGCCAACCCCGAACCCUCCUUUGCUUUCCGCGAAUUCCUUCGAAGAACUCCUCAUCAAGAACCUCCUUUCCGACGACAAAGACGACUCAGACGAAGACGAAGAUGAAGGUGGGGUAGGACCGUCCCAAAAAUCCCAGCUUGCCAAGGAAGAAUCGAGGCUCGAGAAAGAUAUCAUCCGCAAAAUCCACAGCGGCGAUACGGGUUCUCUCAAGCCCAACUCCGGUCAGGCCGUGGCAAUCGGCGAACACCACAUAUGCGUCGGGUUUCACGAGGAAUCGGAGUCGGAUUACCGGGUCUGGGAGUGGCACGGUCACAUCAUGCUGUUCGACGAGGAAAAUGGGUACACCCCAGAGUAUAUAUACGGAAAUUAUUUCGAGAGGCUUACUGGUAAGCCGAUAAUGAAGAAGAAGCAGAGUGAAGAAGCUCCGGUGGAAAAGGAAACGGAAAAGGUUGGAAAUUUGGGGUUAAGGGAGUUGAUAGAGACAGUCGAGUCAAACACUGGGGGCCGGAUUCUUAGGAGGAAUUUGAAUGCUGGUUCUCCAAACUUUUUAUCAGGUUAGUUGUGAAACCUGCUGAAGUGCCAAGUGCUGACCAGACGUUGUCAUGUGCUGUGCGGUGUAGAAGAAUAGGGUUUGCCAUGGGCUCUUUUCCUUGGCUGCAUGUUGUUGAUGUAACUUUUUGUUCAAAUGACAUUUUUUUUCUUUGUUUCAAUUUUUUUAAUGAAAUGUGAUGUGCGGUGUAGAAGAAUAGAGGCUGGUUUGCCAUUACUUGGCCUAUGCCAGCUUGAGACCAAGUUUUAUCUGUUUGCAUUGCCUUCUCAGUAAGGAUGCUCGAGUUUGUUUUAUAAAUCUCAGUUUACAUGUCCCAAGUUUCCAAUGAAGAAGCCAUCUAUUACUUUUUGCCCUCUGCACAUAUCUUCG